GUGUGCUGGAAGGCAGUAUGAGGAAGCAUCUUGAUGGCGGGGGAGAGUUCUGGAAGUUUCUGCUGUGUUAUAAAUACUGAAAGCAGGCAGAACCAGCGUUCUGCAGCUUGAGAGAAAGUCGUAGAGAGCUGGUUGCGCUUUAUUUUGUUAAGGGUAUUGCGUCGUUGGUGUACGUAAUACAGGUGUCUGUAUAUAUGACAUUGAGAUUGCGACUUUUUGUUUAUCCUGCGUGGAUCUGUAAAAGGAACUACAGUAGGAAACCUUUAGCUGAUUCGCGUGACUGCUGUUUGUUCACUGUGACGACGUCGUGACCUUUUGCUUAAAGAGCAACUUGUGUGAUUUUCCUCUUGUCGUCUUGUGAGUGUAAUUGAUCACCGGGGCUGUAAUGGGUAAAGAUUAUUAUAAGGUGCUGGGAAUCCAGAAGGGAGCCUCGGAGGACGAGAUCAAGAAGGCAUACCGCAAGCAGGCAUUGCGCUACCACCCGGACAAGAACAAGUCUUCGGAUGCCGAGGAGAAAUUCAAAGAGAUCGCGGAGGCCUAUGACGUUUUGAGCGACCCCAAGAAAAAAGACAUCUACGACAAAUUCGGGGAGGACGGUCUGAAGGGGAACGCUGGAGGUGGCGGACCAAAUGGCACAAAUUUUAACUACACAUUCCAUGGGGACCCCCAUGCCAUGUUCGCAGAGUUCUUUGGGGGUCACAGCCCUUUUGAUUCCUUCUUCAGUCGCAACGGGGGUGAUGAGGAUAUGGACAUCGAUGACCCCUUUGCGGGAUUUGGCAUGGGGGGGUUCUCCAGGGGCUUCACACGCAUGGGGAUGGGGGGACGUGGGUCCCGGGAUGGCAUCGUGAAAAAGCAGGACCCCCCUGUAGUGCAUGACCUGAAGGUGACCCUGGAAGAGGUCCUCACAGGCUGCACCAAGAAGAUGAAGAUCUCCCACAAGAGGCUGAACCCUGAUGGACGUACCACCCACACAGAGGACAAGAUCCUCACUGUGGAGAUCAAGCGUGGCUGGAAAGAAGGCACCAAGAUCACCUUCCCCAAGGAGGGUGACGAAACGCCUACCAACAUCCCGGCAGACAUUGUCUUUGUGGUGAAGGACAAGCCCCACCCAGUGUUCAAGAGAGAGGGGUCUGACAUCAUCUACCCAGCCAAAGUCACACUCAGGGAGGCUCUCUGUGGAUGCACUGUGAAUGCCCCCACAUUGGAUGGCAGGACCAUUCCUGUUACCUUCAGAGACAUUAUCAAGCCCGGAAUGCAGCAGCGCAUCACAGGGGAAGGCCUGCCAUUACCCAAGUGCCCAGAAAAGCGUGGAGAUCUGAUCCUGCAGUUCGAGGUGAAAUUCCCGGAUCGGAUUCCACUGCACACCAGGGACGCUUUAAGUCAGGUGCUUCCUCCAUGAGAGCUUGUCCCAGGGAGCUGUGUUGCCAGAGGUGCUGUUGGAAAGUGCUGCUUGAAACGCUGACCGGCGACAGCCAAGUCUGCACUUUGUUAUUCAGGAAAAAAAAACAAAACAAGAUGUGUAGUUUUGUAUAUCUGUUCAAAUUUCGUUUUCUCAUUAAUGUUGCCUCAUCAUCUACCACUUCAAGCACUGCCAUCACUGAAAUCUGUGCAAUGCUAAAAGAAACUACAGGACUUCAUCUUACCUCCUGGAGAGAGGCAGUGAUUACUGUGAGAUGGGAGAGGUUUAAUUGUAAGGGCUUCGCUGUAUUAGCUUCUGAAAGUUGAAGGUGAUGGAGCCUUUUUGGGUCUGUUUUACCUGAGCAAAAUGACUAUUAAUAUGACUUCCUUUUACAUGAAGUAGUUUACUACAAAGGUUUCUAUCAUACAUUAACAAAGUGGCUCUUGUUUUCUCAUAGAUUAACUGAUUCAUCUUCCAUGCCACUCAAUAGUGAAGAUUGAAAAUUAAUUAAUUGAUGGGGUGGGUAGGUAUUAGAGCAUCUAAAACUCAAAGUGCUCUCUUGGGCUUUGAAUUACAAUUUGUAAUACACUCUGUGCAGAAAUAGUUAAUAAAGUGUCCUUUUGCUAGAAGAGUACAAGAAUCAUUCAGUAGACUGAAUGUCCUUGUCAUGGGCUCGAAGCAAUGUUCCAUUGCCUGAAUCGGUACUUCAGAGCUAAGAGCAGCAUGUUUCCUGUCUGUGAUAACAUUUACUAAAUAAAUGAGUUAAACCUUUGCGAGAUGUCUGCAGAUGUACUUUACAACAAUAA
Messenger RNA from Lepisosteus oculatus (spotted gar), 2205 nucleotides. Its product is annotated as dnaJ homolog subfamily B member 1. Gene Ontology annotation, biological process: negative regulation of transcription by RNA polymerase II. The record is from RefSeq and is a predicted model, not a curated record. NCBI's taxonomy places the organism in Eukaryota, Metazoa, Chordata, Actinopteri, Semionotiformes, Lepisosteidae. Gene Ontology annotation, molecular function: transcription corepressor activity; Hsp70 protein binding. Gene Ontology annotation, cellular component: cytosol.